AUGUCAUUGCAAGCUACAACUUUUGGAAGCUAUGACAUUAGGAAACGAGACAAUGUAUUUGAGCCAAGUUCAAACGAAAGUUCUAACAACAUAAAUCAAAGCGAAGAGGAGGGGCAUAAUGGAAAAUGGCCGCCAUUGGGUUGUGAAGCUGUUUCUAACGACUGUAAAUCAUCAGUUCAAUUGCGCAAACCACAGGUAAACAUGACGAUCGACAACAAUAUGAACUUUGAGACUGAUAACAAGGGUUUUUCUGGUCCUGCUUCUGGCGAUAUAAGCUCAGACAUGAACUCUUUGAAUCAUAUAUUGCCUAAAAAUCAAAUCAGAAAUAGCGGGCAGGCAACAGAUACUAGUUGUGAUCAUAAUGUUUCCGAUGAUGCCAACGUCCCAGUGUGUAAAAACUGUUUAACCUCUACAACACCUUUAUGGAGAAGAGAUGAGCAUGGAGCUGUUCUUUGUAAUGCUUGCGGCUUGUUUUUGAAGCUGCAUGGGAAGCCUAGACCAAUUAGCUUGAAAACAGAUGUAAUAAAGUCCCGAAAUAGAAAAAGUAAUACAAAUCAUGCACAUAAUUUGGAUAAUUUUCGGAAUCAAACAUUAAUUGCAGAGCUUAAAAGCGAAGGAACUAUAGAAUCAAGCAAUCGCAAAGUCAGCAAAUCUUCAGUUGAAGGUAAAAAGAAAAAAUCCUCUCAAUCUUCAAUUGGGUCGCCAUCCGGAGAGAAGGUUUCCAAAAAAUCCAAGACGGAUCCGAAAGAUAAGAAUAAUUCUCACCUAUCAGCAAAAAAAUUGGAAGUGCUUAUGUCUGGAGAUUCUUCGAGGCCGAAGCUAAAGCCAAAAUUAUCAAAACAGGACGCUACCAUUCACCAGGAGAAAUUACUUACUUUUCCAAGUUAUACAGAUAUCAAGGAAUAUUCAAAUUCUUCUGUUAAGUCAGCUUCCAAUAAAGAACUGCCACAAUUUGGCGCAAGUUCUCUUCCGCCUAAUGCGGUAGCAUCAAAAACAGGCGCGGAUUCUCCCCAACUACCUCACUUAUCAAUGCUUCUCGGUAGUUUAAAUAGUACCUCAAUAUCAAAUAACAUGAGUGAGACAGUCUCCAACAGCAACAACGGUAUCGUUUCGACUGCUGCAACUCUGGCGCCGACUUCUUCACGGACAACGGACUCUAAUCCAUCCGAUAUACCGAAUCAAAUCAGGUCCACAAUGUCUUCACCAGAUAUAAUAUCCGCGAAGCGCAGUGAUCCAACCUCCUUAUCAUUCCAUAUGGCCUCUAUCAACGACAUGUUGGAGACCAAGGAGCCUGUAAACAGCAAUGUGAAAACUGAGGGUACGCCACCUCAUCUCAUACCGUUGAUACAGUCCUCCAAGGUUCCAUACUUAUCUACAGCACAUUCUUUAUCGGUUUCAAACGGUAUUUGCAGGUCAGAUGUCACCUCUGAACGGAACCUAACAGGUCAUCCAAUCAAAGCUUUAAACGGUCCUUUAUCCACCAAGUUACACAAAGAAGAAGAAAUAAUAAAGCUGAAGACUAGAAUCAAUGAGUUAGAACUCGUAACAGAUUUAUAUAGGAGGCAUAUCAACGAAUUAGAUGGGAAAUGCCGAGGUCUUGAAGAGCGUUUAGAAAGGGCAGAAAAACGAAAAGGGGAUAAAAGCAGGUAG
Saccharomyces kudriavzevii IFO 1802 is the source of this 1650-nucleotide messenger RNA. RefSeq names its product Gzf3p (gene GZF3). The transcript has a single exon. The record is from RefSeq and is a predicted model, not a curated record. Gene Ontology annotation, biological process: negative regulation of transcription by RNA polymerase II; positive regulation of transcription by RNA polymerase II. Lineage: Eukaryota; Fungi; Ascomycota; Saccharomycetes; Saccharomycetales; Saccharomycetaceae. The coding region runs from base 1 to 1650 and encodes 549 amino acids. Gene Ontology annotation, molecular function: RNA polymerase II cis-regulatory region sequence-specific DNA binding; DNA-binding transcription factor activity, RNA polymerase II-specific; zinc ion binding.